CAAAGGGGAAGGUCAAGAUGUCUUCUUACUGAUACCACAGUGUAGGCCCGUGCCUCGUGUUUCAGAGUUCAAGCCUGGGACUUGGAGCAGCCAGUGACUGCGGGGGCUUUGGGGGGCACUUUCAGAGCCGCUGAAGGAGGGGAGGAACCAAACCCAGCUUGCAAAUUGGGUGAGAUUUGCACAAGCGCACAAGCCACAACAGCGUGUUUGCCCUGGCAGCCGUGAGAGUCUGGAGCAUGGGAGCCCAGCCACCUGUUUGCUGGACAAUCCUUGCAUCAGUCACUCUUUCCUAUUUGCAAAGCAGUCCUUGAGCAUGUGGAAGGGAACGCCUGGCUCCGCUCCCUCUCUCCUGGCCACCAAUUCCUGGACAGUGUUGGAGUUGGCCUAAUAAAAGUUAUACAUUUUAUACUUGACAGUACAGACAGUGUUGCCUGUUCUCCCCCUCACCUGCAUCUGCAGCGUUUUUCCAUUCAGGUUCCUUCAAUGGGGAAAGGAGACAAGCCCAGGGCGAAUAGCUACUAAUUGCAUAUAUGAUCUUACCGGAGACUCCCAGCUGCUUCUGCCAGCAACCUCGUCAUCUUAAAGAGCGUUCCCUGCCUCUGACUGUAAAAAACAAGCAUUGAAGCCUAUUAAAUUCUGUAAUUUCUGCUUGUUUUGUUAGCUGUUACUCAAGCUCUCAAUGCAUCACGUUGUUUUCCUGACGCAUCUGAUUGUAAUUUUGUGCUUCUAUUGUUCUAGCAUAUCACCCUUCUCUUUCCCCCUCCCUGCAAAGGUGUACGUGACCCCAGCUCCAUAAAACACUCUGAACAUGUUCUGUUUCCUUGCAGCCGGUCUUACGCUGCCACCCUUCAGUGCUGUUGUAAGUUAGGAAUUUCUGCUUGCUGCUGAGUGCUUGAUUGGACACUUCCGCUGAAUCCAGGUAUUUGUUCCAAGCAGGUCUGCAAUGCUGGCAGCAGCUUCCUGGCUUUUGUGCCCCCGCCUGCCACUGGGCUGCAACCCCAGCCCCCAGGCUGAAAAUCGUUCUGCACCUGCCCCUACGACCCCUGGAAUUCCUCCCCAUUAACUAAGUUGCCCACUCCUAGUUAAACAAACAGCUGAACCAAUGGCUACUAGUCCUUAUGGCUCUCUGCUACCUACAGCAUCAGAGACCAUAUGUCUGUGUACACCAGUUGCUGGGGAACAUAGGUGGGAGGGAGCUCUUGCACUCAUGCUCUGGUUGUGGGUCUCACAUGGGCAGCCGGUUGGCCUCAGUGUGAACAGAACGCCAGUCCCUUGGUCCCUUCUUACGCAUUCUGCAAAAUUCCUUGCACAGAAAGCAUCUGUUGGGUGAAAUCCAUCAAAACGCAUAGAACAGACUAAUGAGGACACCAAGCAGGUUGGGUCUUGUCCAGGGGACUAAAGCUUUGUACCUUGGUUUGAUCUUGUGCUACCUGGAUUGAGGUCUUUAAGCAAAACAAAACAAGAUUCUUCUCUGGAAAAAUGGAAUGGCCAGGCAGAUUCUUGGAAAGAAACCGAUCAGUUUCUAAUGGCCUUGGUUUAAUCACAAGCUCCAAUGGCAUAACCUGAAAAAUAAGGUAUGGUGCUUAGAGGAGGUAAACACAUCAGCCUCUUAUCUCCCAUCUCAGCUGGGAUCCAAGGUGAGGUCAGGCUAUAAAGGGACAGAAGUGCACCGCCGGUUCCUAAUUGCUAGAAUAUCAUUGCUGAGACAAUGAGCGUCAACCCGUUCCUUCUCGUGGCAUCAGGUAAGCUGCGUCUCCCCAUAGCCAGAAGCCCCACAAAGGAGGCCUUUCCCUUCCUCCAGAUGUGUUGGCUGGGAACGAUGGGAGCUGCAGUCCGAUACAUUUGAAAAGCAACAGAUUGGGUGCAAGUUUGGUUCUGGGUUCAGGUCAUCCAGAUAGUGAUGCGUUCCUGCCUCACACCCAGAGGAACUGGUGACUGUCGCUCUAGGCAAUGCUGAGCUCGCUGGACCAAAAAGCUGCCCUGGGGCAGGUUGUCUGUCUAAAUGUGCAUCCAUGUGAAGCGAUGGAUGCCCCCAGCAGGAAUUUUCAGCAGCUGAAAUGCCAGAUGCUGCCCUGCUCUCCAUCUAUAAUGCAGAAUUUCGAAAGUUCUUUCCAGGUGCAGAGUUUGAAAAAAGAAGUAAUAGUAGUAAAGGUAUCAUUUAUUGGGAGGGUCACCCAGGAUUUUGCCACCCCAAUCGAAGAGGUCCUGGGGCUCACACAGGAGGGUGAAAGUGGGGAUCAACAUUUGUGUGGCUGUGCCAUUGACGUAGUGUUGGCACAAUACUGUGAGCUUCGCAGUGCCACAAGCGAGCCUCUUGCGUUGUAUUUUGCAAAACCUUAACCCAGCAGCUCCCAAACACUCCUGCAGUGGCUUGUGGGUGCGCCAGAUGAAAUGGUCUGACCAAGAGCAGACCCUGCGAAUCCAAAGCGCCCCCACACAGGGGAGGUUGCAUGCCACAUCUCUGAAUGUUACCCUACUCUGGCUGGAGCCCCUUCCAGUCAGCCUCCCAGUGGGGUAGGUCAUCAGCCACAGCUUGCCCUGAGUUUGACUGGAUCAUUCCAAAUUGCAUUCUGCCCAAGGAGUGUGCCCAUUGUGUCGCUGGAUGAGACCUUCCCCUAGCUUGUUUACUUCCAAUCCUGCAUUGGUGACUUACGCAAAAGCAAAGAAGUUCUGCUCCUCUCUCCAAGGCAAGCAAUUCUGAGUAUUUUAAAUGGAAUCUUUGGGAAGUUUCUCCCCAACACGCUCAAUUUAGUAUGAGGGAAAUUGUGCUUCAGCUACAAGACUUUUGUCUAACACCGAUCUUCUCGGGGCAAGUUUGUGUCUCCCUUCUAGUGGGCUCCUCCGCCAUGUCUGCCCGGAACUUGCUGCAGUUCCGUAACAUGAUCAAGUGCGCCAACCCAAACAGUAACCCAGUGGUGGAUUACAGCGAUUAUGGCUGUUACUGUGGCUUGGGAGGCAAAGGAACCCCAGUGGAUGAGCUGGACACGUGCUGUUGGACUCACGACAACUGCUACCACCAGGCCAAGAGGCUGCCUGCAUGCAGAUUCCUCGUGGACAACCCAUAUACGAAGAGCUACAAGUACAGCUGUUCUGGCAAGGAGAUCACCUGCACAGACGAUGAUGAUGAGUGUGCAUUAUUCAUUUGCAACUGUGACCGCAGCGCCGCCAUCUGCUUCGCUGGAGCUCCGUACAACAAGGAAUACUGGAAACUGGACACAAGUAAAUACUGCAAAUGAAGUCCAGGCUGCAGCAGUGAAGGCACCUCCUCGUGCUUGCUGAUUCCCCGGACAAGAUGGCCAAGCUUCUCUCAUGUGUUAUAAGAAGAAUGGCAAUAGUGAACAUGAGAAAUGGUUUGGUGUUUUCUACAGCAAAAGAACUGCUUUUACCGCACGUAAU
This is a messenger RNA of Varanus komodoensis (Komodo dragon), 3396 nucleotides long. Its product is annotated as phospholipase A2, minor isoenzyme-like. The record is from RefSeq and is a predicted model, not a curated record. Gene Ontology annotation, molecular function: signaling receptor binding; calcium ion binding; phospholipid binding. Lineage: Eukaryota; Metazoa; Chordata; Lepidosauria; Squamata; Varanidae. The transcript has 3 exons. Gene Ontology annotation, biological process: lipid catabolic process; positive regulation of fibroblast proliferation; arachidonate secretion. The coding region runs from base 2754 to 3236 and encodes 160 amino acids.